AUGUCUGGGUUCCCCGCACAACAACAAGCACAAGCACGAAAUGCGACAUUGGUCUCGGCGCGGUUGCCAAACGGAAAGCUCGGGAGCGGUGCAAACUGGAACUUCAACCUACCUGUGAGCGGCACCCCAGGAAUACAGGGAAAUCAACAGCGCAACGUUGGAGCCUUGGGAACAUUUGCACAAAGUCUCGGCGGAGGAUCGCAGCCUGCUACGCCUCUUGAUCUUUCAACUUACGCCUCUGCUCUCAGGGAUUUUCCAUCAUUAUCGGGGGCUCCCCAGCAAUCCCAAACUCCAAAUCCUGGAUUAGUGUGGGGUCAGCGUGCGAUGCAGCAAACUCCCGCCCAAAGACAGCAGCUCCCCACAACGCAAGCACCUUCGCGAGCGCCUCAAACACAAUCUCAUCAUCCGCAACAACAACAACAACAACAACAGCCACAACAACAACAGUCACAACCUCAACCUCCUCACGACGACGUCUUUCCCUCCGGCGCCCAAUUCGCCAACCGCCUGGACGAUUUUAGAAAUGGAGGGCUGGGCAUUAGUGGGCAGUUAGGGGGAACCGGACAACCACAGACAGGCAAUAUCGAAGAAUUCCCUCCGCUUGGACGGAACGUGCCCUCAGAAAUCGGCCAAGAUCGCGGAGGAUCGGUGAUCCAGAAUGCUGGGCUUGGCAAUUACAGCGGCGCAAUGCCAUUCUCAGGCGCCAGCCAGAACCAGUCUGCUCAAAACCGCAAUGUGAUUGCAGCAUCGAUCAACGGGCAAGACACUGCUAGAAUGAUGUCGCCUGCAGCUGCUAGCUCGGCAGCGAUCGGCACCUCGCGCUCGCCCGUCAGCCAAGCACUAAAUGGGGUUUCUGUGCAAGAAAAAGAGGACUUGAACAGUACGACAAUGGCGAAUCAGCGUAAUCUCACAGAACAGCAGGUACAACAACAAACAGCUUCAUCCGGUGAAGCCCAAGACGCUGCAGGAGCUGUGCAAAGCACCGAACAGCCACCCUUGGCUCAGAUGAGUGAACUUGACAGGUUUGGACUGGCGGGCUUGCUGCGAAUGAUCCACAGUGACAGCCCUGAUGUCGCGAGCCUUGCAGUAGGGCAAGAUCUGAUGACUCUUGGUUUGGACCUCAAUCAACCCGAGCCUUUACAUACCACUUUUGCUUCCCCUUUUGUUGCAUCGAUGUCAGCCGUUCCUAUGGAACAGAACUUUUCUCUUCCUGCGUGUUACAGCGUUGCCAACAUUCAGCCUCUACAAUCCCGCAUACCAAGCUUUAGUGACGAGACAUUGUUUUAUAUUUUCUACAGCAUGCCUCGCGAUAUCAUGCAGGAACUGGCUGCCGAAGAAUUGAUGGGUCGCAAGUGGAGAUAUCACAAGAUCGAAAGAUGCUGGCUUACCCGAGAUGAGACAUAUCCCGGUCCUGUCGAUGUCGAACGGGGUGUCAGCGAACGAGGCGUUUAUUUGAUUUGGGACCCCACCACUUGGAAGAAGAUUCGGCGCGAGUUCAUCCUUCGCUACGAGGACUUAGACAACAGAUUAGAUCCCAAUCGGGGUCUUACACGGCCUCUGGGUUUUCCCCCUCAUGCUUCAUGA
Molecule: messenger RNA, 1584 nt
Organism: Aspergillus clavatus NRRL 1
Lineage: Eukaryota; Fungi; Ascomycota; Eurotiomycetes; Eurotiales; Aspergillaceae
Product: NOT2/NOT3/NOT5 family protein
Exons: 7
Coding region: 1-1584 (527 amino acids)
Biological process (GO): regulation of DNA-templated transcription; nuclear-transcribed mRNA poly(A) tail shortening
Cellular component (GO): CCR4-NOT core complex; P-body
Source: RefSeq, a predicted model, not a curated record